UAAGAAAUAUUAGAUUAUUAAUUCAAUUCCAGGGCCCCCAGUUGAAAAAAUCAAACAAAAAUAUUCUUCCCUAGGAAGCUGAAGUUUUUUUAUCAGCCGCAAGGCUGCUGCAAUCUUCAAGAUUGCCACUGAAAUUAUGGUUCAUGUCUUUGAGUUUUAUCCUGGAAGAAAGCUGUCAAAUUCCACCACGAUCAAAGUUCUCCUGCUGAGUCUCAUCAUAACUCUCCCCCCUGUAAUCCAUCUGUUCUUCUUCAGCAGUUCCUCCACACCGUGGCUGAACUUCAAUUCUUAUGUUGACAGCAUCAAGGAAGGAAGAAAAUGCAACAUGUUUAGAGGGAAAUGGAUUCCUUCUCAUCAAGAUCCUUACUACAGUAAUGAAACUUGUCAUGAAAUGCAUGACCAGCAAAAUUGUAUGAAGUUUGGGAGACCAGACAGGGAGUUUCUGAAAUGGAGAUGGAAGCCUGAUAAUUGUGAGCUUCCUCUCUUUCAUGCAAGGGGUUUUCUGGAGAUUGUGAGGGGGAAGUCUCUGGCAUUUGUUGGAGACUCACUGGGAAGAAACCAAAUGGAGUCACUGUUCUGUCUCUUGUCAAGUGUGAGCAAUCCUGAAUUUGUUUCUCACAAAACAAAUAAGAUCACAAGCUGGCUGUAUAGGGACUACAACUUCACUAUGGCAUCCUUCUGGGCUCCUCAUCUGGUUAAAACGAUAGAUGCAGACCCCAAUGGCCCGAAAUACAAUCGCCUAAUGAAGGUUUACUUGGAUGAAGCUGAUGGCAGUUGGGCAACUGAGAUUGAAACAUUUGACUACGUGAUUGUUUCAGCUGGAAGAUGGUUCUAUGGACCACAGAUUUUCUAUGAAAAUGAUCAGGUUAUUGGCUGCCAUGAAUGUGGAAGUGACAACAUCAAAAAGCUGUCGAUGUUUUACGGAUACAGAAGAGUAUUCCGAACUACAUUUAGUACUUUGAUGAGCCUUGAAAGGUUUAAGGGCCUGAUAGUUUUGAACACAUUGUCCCCAGCUCAUUUUGAGAAUGGACAGUGGAAUAAAGGAGGGAAUUGUAACAGGACGAAGCCCUUUUUGAAGAAAGUGAUGGGACUAGAUGGAGGAGAUUUGGAGAUGUAUCUGACUCAAAUAGAUGAACUGAGAAUAGCUGAAAGGGAAGGGAAGAAGAAAGGAGUGAAAUUCAGGUUGCUAGAUGCAACUGCAGCCAUGCUUAUGAGGCCAGAUGGACACCCCAACCAUUAUGGACAUUGGCCUCAUGAAAAUGUCACCAUUGCUGAUUGUGUUCACUGGUGCAUGCCUGGUCCUGUUGACACAUGGAAUCAGUUCUUGCUUCAGAUGUUAAGAAUGUAUGAUAGUUGACAUAUAUACGCAUAUUUUCUGUAAUGAUUAUCAGCUGAAGUUCUUUGUUUUU
Molecule: messenger RNA, 1409 nt
Organism: Mangifera indica (mango)
Lineage: Eukaryota; Viridiplantae; Streptophyta; Magnoliopsida; Sapindales; Anacardiaceae
Product: protein trichome birefringence-like 19
Exons: 2
Coding region: 137-1357 (406 amino acids)
Cellular component (GO): Golgi apparatus
Molecular function (GO): O-acetyltransferase activity
Source: RefSeq, a predicted model, not a curated record